CGUUUUACCAUUAACAUUCAUAUACAAGCGGACUUCUAUCACCUGACGGUUUGGUAAAUAUGUAAGGCACUUUAAACCAGUGUGUCAUAGGAUCUAGAAGACACCCAAGAACACUUACCUCAAUAACAAAAUGGUAUUUCGGUUUCUUGUAGGGUGUGCAUUGAUUUCAAUUUUACACAGGAAUUAUGUGCAAUCCGACGACUUUAAUCUACAAGCUCGCAUUGAUCAGCUAGAGAAAAAAAUCGAGUUUGAAAAGGAAUCUACUCUUCAAACGUGCAAAAAGAUGAACGCACAACUACAAGAGGAAGUGCUGAGCCUAAGAACCAUCAUCACGAAUGUACAACAAAACGGGACAUUGACAAAUAAAAGGCAGAGCCCUCCGGAACUUGUUGCAUUCACUGCAUACAUCGAAAAUGGCGCAGGACAUAUCUCCAAUGGACAGAUUAUUCCCUUUGACCGGACCGUCACAAACCUUGGUAACGCGUUUAACAUCCACUCGCAUACGUUCGUCUGCCCCGUCGAUGGACUCUACAUGUUCUCCUUUGUUGUAUCCCAUUACGGACGUGGAGAGGUCCUUGGAAAAUUGGUCAUCGAUGGGGUAAAUAUAGUAGACGCGAUCGCAAAUCCAGUAGCAGAUGACCAUGACCAACAGGGAGUCAACAUGGCAGUCGUUCAGGCUAGACGAGGACAAGCCGUGCAAGUGGUAAACUAUUUAUAUAACGACGCUUGGUACCGCACCGACGAAAUAAAUAGGUUUUCAACAUUUAGCGGAGUGCUUCUGCAAGCAACGUAAAUCUGUGCAUUGCGCUGUGAACAUAGAGCAACUACAUUGUAUUAAAAUGAAGCAAAUAGUUAGAAA
This is a messenger RNA of Dreissena polymorpha, 859 nucleotides long. Its product is annotated as complement C1q tumor necrosis factor-related protein 3-like. Bases 131 to 793 code for a protein of 220 amino acids. NCBI's taxonomy places the organism in Eukaryota, Metazoa, Mollusca, Bivalvia, Myida, Dreissenidae. The transcript is spliced from 3 exons. The record is from RefSeq and is a predicted model, not a curated record. Gene Ontology annotation, molecular function: protein binding.